Peromyscus californicus insignis is the source of this 1191-nucleotide messenger RNA. RefSeq names its product interferon-activable protein 204-like. The record is from RefSeq and is a predicted model, not a curated record. Gene Ontology annotation, cellular component: nucleolus. The transcript has 6 exons. Gene Ontology annotation, molecular function: double-stranded DNA binding. The coding region runs from base 1 to 1191 and encodes 396 amino acids. Gene Ontology annotation, biological process: response to bacterium; positive regulation of interleukin-1 beta production; activation of innate immune response. Lineage: Eukaryota; Metazoa; Chordata; Mammalia; Rodentia; Cricetidae.
AUGAGUGAAUACAAGACAAUUGUUCUUCAACAAGGAUUAGAGGAUGUGGCUGUGGAUGACUACCAGUUUAGGAAAAUCAAGUCCUUACUAAGACAAGAACUAAAGCUAACAAAAAAGAUGCAAGAUGAUUAUGACAGAAUUCAGUUGGCUGACCUGAUGGAGGACACAUUCCCAGAAGAUGCUGGACUGGAAAAACUGAUAGAAGUGUGUCAAAGCAUUAAAGGACUUGAAAACCUUGCUAAAAAACUUGAAACAGAGAGAGCAAAAGUAAAAGGAAAAUCCCCACUGAGAAAAAGGAAGCAAGAAGCAGGCUCUGAUACACCCACAUCGACUACCAGCAACACCGUAGCAUCUGAUGGAGGGGAGACUCCCACAACUCAGAAAAGAAAAAGUAUUAAUAGAGAAAAGGCUGGAGUGAAAAAGACCAAGCAGUCUGAGGAGCCAGAUCACCCUCCCUGUCCUGAGGAAGUCACAGCCAGAUGCCAGUCCCCAGAGCUGCAGACCUCAUCUUUGGCUUCAUCCAACACUUCUUUGGCUAAGGUACAAAAAACACAGACCCAAAAUCAGAGCAUUGCCAGAGGUGCUGUUCUCCAAAAGGACGCCAUGACAGUGAUUGUGCUCAAUGCAAUAGACCCAUUUGUAUAUGCGUCAUCAGAACACGAAGUAAAAGAAAUGUUUCAUGCUACAGUGGCCACUGUGAAUGAGUAUUUCCAUGUGAAAGUUUUCAACAUCAACCUGAAAGAGAAGUUCACAAAAAAGAAUGUCAUAAUAAUCUCCAAUUACUUCAAGUUCAAAGGAAUCCUAGAGAUAAAUGAGGCUUCCUCUGUAUUUGAAGCUGGUCCUGACCAGAAGAUUGAAGUCUCCAACAGUCUUAUCAGAAAAGCAAAUAAACCUCCCCAGAUUUCUGAUUUUCACAAGUAUGGCCCUGGAGCAGUGGUUUAUGGGUUGUUUACAUUACAGAAGAAAAAAGUGAACCCAAAGAACACAAUCUAUGAAAUAAAGGAUGAUGAUAAAAAUAAUAUAGAAGUUGUAGGGAAUGGAAAAUGGUACAACAUCAGCUGUGAGGAAGGAGAUAAAUUUCAACUCUUCUGCUUUCAACUGAAAACAAUUGACAAGCAACUGAAGUUGGUGUGUGGUGAUCACAGUUUCAUUAAGGUCACCAAGGCUGGGAAAAAAAAGAACAUCCACUGA